AUGCAUGCUAAUGGUUUUCAUGUAAAGGACAAUAUGACGGGGAGGACUUUUCUCACUGGCAGUAGCUCUGGUGACUUGUACCAUAUUCAAGCAGAUCCUACAAUCUCAGGGAAGCUAGCCUUUUUUGGUGAAAGGACUACCCAAGAUAUUUGGCAUACAAGACUUGGCCAUCUGUCUCAUGAUGUUUUUCUUGUUCCAACGCCCACCUUAGUGCCAUACAACAAGCAUAAACUUUCCUCCAAGUCUAUUGAGUGUAUUUUUCUCGGGUAUGACAAUCACUACAAGGGGUACAAGUGCUUUGAACCAAUCUCUAGGCGAGUGUAUAUUUCAACGAAUGUUACUUUUGAUGAAUCUGAUUUUUCUUACACUAAUAUUCUAUCCAAGUCCUCUAAUGAUCACAAGUCAGUACCUCUUGCACCCACAUUAUUGGAGCCUCAUCAUGUUCCUUUAUCUCCAGGUCCUCCAACUACUCCACCUCCUUCUAACCUUGCUACGGACAGCCAGCUCUCCCCACCAGCCACACAUCUUCCACUCUCUAUUAUGUCUUCAUCUCCAUCCAACCAACAUCUUCAUCAAUCUGCAAGCACUUUCCCUUCUUCAAUAGAAAUCGAGUCAUCUCUGACCACUCCAGCCACUACACCACUACCAUGUGGGUUCCGCAGCCUUCAUGAUCUUGUCUACAACUCCACACACCAUCCUCUCCAUUAUGUCUUAACUGCAACUCUUAUGUAUCCUCUCUCAAUUGAGCCUACCAGUUAUACUCAAGCCUCUAAAUUCCCUAACUGGCAGGUAGCGAUGCAAGAAGAAUAUACAGCCCUUAUAAAGAACCAAACUUGGUCCCUUGUUCCUUAUACACCAACCAUGAACAUCGUGGUCUGUAAAUGGGUUUUCAAAGUCAAGCGAAAAGCGGAUGGCACUAUUGAAAGACACAAGGCACGCUUAGUUGCCAAGGGAUUUAAUCAAAUGGAGGGCCUUGACUAUGAUGAAACAUUUAGUCUUGUUGUCAAGCCAGCUACUAUUCGCACUAUCUUAACUAUUGCUCUUUCCAGGAAUUGGCCCUUGCAACAACUUGAUGUUCGUAAUGCCUUUUUAAAUGGUAUCUUACAGGAGGAGGUUUACAUGAAGCAGCCCCCAAGUUUUGUUGACCCUCUUCGCUCCAACUAUGUCUGCAAACUCCACAAGGCACUCUAUGGCCUUAAACACCCCUCCCCUCCCCCCCCUGGCCCCAGCUGGGAGAGCUCAAUUUUUUUUGUUGGCAUGGAAGUUUGUCACACUAAUGGCUAUCUAUCAAUCUCUCAAGCUCGUUAUGCAUAUGACCUUCUCACCAAAUUUAAUAUGGAAGCAUGUAAACCAAGUGCCACACCACUGCUCUCCUCCACCAGACUCUUUGCAAACGAUGUGAAUCAGGUGUGCCAAUUCAUGCAUCAUCCGUGUUCCACUCACCUCCAAGCUGUUAAAAGGAUCUAUCGCUACAUUAAGGGCACUCUUGAGCAUGGCCUUCUCUUUCGUGCUUCUGCUGACCUCACUUUACGAGCCUUCUCCGACGCUGAUUGGGCCGGCUCCAUUGAUGAUCGCCGCUCUACUACCGGGGCAUGUGUUUUCCUUAGUCCGAAUCUUCUCACUUGGACCACUAAGAAACAAUUCACCGUAUCCCGCUCAAGCUCUGAAGCCGAGUAUCGCGCACUUGCUACCACUGCAGCUGAGCUUCGUUGGUUUGGCUACUUGUUUCGUGAGUUGGGUAUUCCUCUUCGUUCCCCUCCAUGUAUCUUUGUCGACAACAUAUAUGCCCUCCACAUGGCCGCGAAAAAUUAUUGA
Prunus armeniaca (apricot) is the source of this 1815-nucleotide messenger RNA. The record is from the annotation of a GenBank genome assembly. Lineage: Eukaryota; Viridiplantae; Streptophyta; Magnoliopsida; Rosales; Rosaceae.